Molecule: messenger RNA, 1485 nt
Organism: Odobenus rosmarus divergens (Pacific walrus)
Lineage: Eukaryota; Metazoa; Chordata; Mammalia; Carnivora; Odobenidae
Gene: FAM227B
Product: family with sequence similarity 227, member B
Exons: 14
Coding region: 1-1485 (494 amino acids)
Source: RefSeq, a predicted model, not a curated record
AUGCAAAAACCUCCAAGAAACAUUGAAGAAUUCCUAAAGUUUCAAAAUUGGGAUUAUUGGCCAAGGGAAAUCCAUUUUGGAGAUAGUGAUGAAUGGUUACACACUGUGAAGAAAAUAAAAGAAGAUAGUUCAUUUACUUCAAUUUAUACACAUCUGUGGGGAACUGUCCCUCGAAUACAUGAUGCAGUCAUGGCCAUGGAGUCAAGAUUAGGGGAAUGUUCAGUCCUUUUGAAAAGCCAUGCCUCUAAAAUAUUUGAGUGGAGGAGCAUAAUUUUUGAUACAAGUUCUAAAGGAAAUUUGGAAAGAUACAAGGCAUUUCUAAGGAAGUACCAUAGGGGAAAGAAGAUAAUGCUUUCACAUGAAAUGGAGACAAAGAAGACUGUAGAGGGUUGCAGCUUCUCAGGAUUCAAAACAAAUGAGCUUACUCAACUACCCAGACAUUUGGAUGCUGAACGAAUUUAUCUUUUUAUUUUAAAAGCCCAUAACUUUGAUGAAAAGGUUUUCAAAAUCUGGAAGACCCAUUUUCUCUCAGAAGCCUCUAUUGCUCUUUUACAUGAUUCCUUUUGGUGGUGGUUUCUGCAUAAAUUUAAGCCUGACAGAGAAAAUCAAGAUUCCUUGUUUGACAGAAUUUCAGAAAGUUAUGUGAUACUUUUCAUGAGCAUCCCUACAAGUCGAAAAGAUGCAUUCCUUCAGGUGUAUCCUGAUUGUUUGGCACAGGCCAUCUAUGCAACAUUCCAGGAAGCAUUUCCAGAAUCGAGUAAUUUUUUUAAUGAUGAAUUUAAAGAGGAUCUGGGGAAUAAUAUUUUUCUUUGGUUGUCAGGUUUAAAACCUCAAAAAGGCUUUUGGACUCACUGGAAACUAAAAGAGCUCACCACAACAACCAUACAUGGUACUAAAAAAGCACCUUCAAUAUCUAUAAAGGACAGGAUUGAAAGGAGUCAGACACGUAUAACGGCUGCUAUAGACUUCAAUAUGACAAAAAUUUUAAAGAACCCAAGAGCAUAUACAAUGCCCACAUUCAAGGAAGAAUCAACUGUAUCAAGACUAACAACAAAGUCCCAUUAUAUUAGCACUGGUCCAGAGUUUAACCGUGUGCUUUUCAAUUUUGGAGGUCAGAGUCCACUGAUUUUAUAUUACCUUAAGAUGCAUGAGUUAGCUGGUAUUUCCAAAGCCCCUAGACAAACCAAGAUGAAACUUACUGAAGUAUCGCAAGAACCAUCACCUGCUCCAACUUACCGUGAUGUUAUAAAAGAGGCAAAAAGACAAUUUGCAAGGAACCAAAAGGAAUUUCGGAUACUCCAGGCAAAGGCUACCAAAAAACCUUAUGAAGUUAAGAAUGACUUUGAGAAUUUCCUCCAUAAACUGCGUUCUGAAGCUCGAGCCAAGAAAGAGUUUCUGGCAUCACUCUCAUCAUCAUCAUCAACAGAAGACUACAACUAUGAAGAAGAAGAAAGUCCAGAGAAACCAGAAAUGAACUGUGUUUAA